AAGGUAACAAUUUUAUAUGAGACAUUUAUUUUUGAUAAGAUAAUCAAUUAAUAUGGGGUUAAAAGAGAGUAUUACAAAGUGAUUACUUUUCAUUUAUAGUACUAAACUAAUUGAAAUUGUGGCUUAAUUUUGAUUGGACACUAAUUUUUGUUACUCCUGGCUACUCCAUCUAAAAAGCUAAGGGAGGGGGGAGUAGUAGGCCAUAUAUGGUGCGUGUUGUUUUGUGUUGACAGGGAUAGGAAUAGCUUAGUGAAGAAGAGUGAGGAAGAAUGGCUUCUUCAUCAUUUGCACCUACUCUAUGUUUCUCCCUCUCAUCUGAAUUCCUUCAAUCACAAAAACCCAAUUCCCUUUCAUGGUCUUCUUCUUUACCCCAACUCAAUAUUUCUUCGUCUUCUUCUUCAACACCCUUCCCUUCAAAUCUCUCUCUCCACCAGAAAUUUGUCGUCGAGGCUGCAUGGACAAGAAGAUCCCGGAGUGAAGCUGCAAAAAAGCCCAACAGGAAGUCAUGGAAACAACGGACAGAUAUGUAUAUGAGACCCUUUUUACUAAAUGUUUUCUUUUCAAAACGAUUUAUCCAUGCAAAAGUCAUGCAUCGAGGAACCAGCAAGGUGAUCUCCGUUGCUACCACAAACGCGAGAGACUUAAGGAACACAUUGCCAUCCCUUACUGAUAACAAUGCUGCUAGGGUAAUAGGCCAGUUGAUUGCAGAGCGAUCAAAAGAAGCUGAUGUCUACGCCAUUGCAUAUGAACCCGGGAAGAAUGAGCGAAUAGAAGGCAGACUUGGGAUUAUUCUUGACACUAUUCAAAAAAAUGGUAUCAUAUUUGUUUGAAAUUUCACCUUGUGUACUCUUCUUGACUUGCAACCAGCUACUAUAGAUAUUUUCAGGAUCAGUUAUUCCCAAUUAUUAGAACCCAUACGUCUUCUUCUUCUAUAUUGGAGCUCGACUUUGUAGCAUAUGAUAGUGUUAUAUUUUGCCAAAAGAUUGUUCUAUUACAGUGGUAGUGAUGUUAUUUCAGUACCA
This is a messenger RNA of Capsicum annuum, 1022 nucleotides long. Its product is annotated as 50S ribosomal protein L18. Gene Ontology annotation, cellular component: ribosome. Gene Ontology annotation, molecular function: structural constituent of ribosome; 5S rRNA binding. The transcript has 2 exons. The record is from RefSeq and is a predicted model, not a curated record. Gene Ontology annotation, biological process: translation. NCBI's taxonomy places the organism in Eukaryota, Viridiplantae, Streptophyta, Magnoliopsida, Solanales, Solanaceae. Bases 270 to 830 code for a protein of 186 amino acids.